AGAGCGCGCUGGCCGCCGCCUCCAUAGUCGCCGCCGGCAGGCAGCGAGACAACGCCCGCAAUUUCGCCUCGCGCACGAGCCAUGGACGCCGCCGUCUCCUUCGCUCUGCUGCUGCUUGCCUUCGCUGCCGUACUUCCUUCAUCGGCACUCAAUCUGCCCAGCUACGUAAAGCCGUGCUCCAAGAAUGACCCGAACCUCAACGACUGCGCCUACAAGCAUGCACAAGAGGCCAUCCCGAGCAUCCUCAAAGGAGACCGCAAGUACAACGUGCCGGACCUGAACCCUCUCAAGGUGAGUGAGAUCAAGGUGCGCCACACCGACGGCAGCCCCGGCUUCGGCAUCACCUUCAACGAUAUCAGCAUCUUCGGCAUCAACGAGCUGGUCAUCAAGGAGACCAACUUUGAUCUCGCCAAAAACGAAGCAGAAAUCAAAGCGCGCAUCCCUGUAUGCCAGUUGAUGGGCAAGUACAGCGUGGACGGCAAGAUCCUCCUGCUGGCCAUCAAGGGCAGCGGAGACGUCAACGUCACACUCGUUGACUUGGAUAUCGUCGUCACGGUUCACUGGGAACUGGAGAAGAGAGACGAUGGUAAAGAGUACAUUAAGCCUACGCACUCGGAGAUCAAGUAUGACAUGAGCCGCGCCUAUAUGCAUCUGGACGGCCUGUUCGGUGGCAACAAGCUUCUGGGUGACAACAUGAACACAUUCCUGAACGAGAAUUGGCAGGAAGUGGUGAAGGAGAUUGGUCCGGCCUUGACGGAGGCGCUGUCUGCGGUGGUGACGCAGGUUCUGUCCGGCAUCACAAACCUGGUGCCCUACGAUGAAGUCUUCCCAGAGAAGGUGUAGCCCGCCGGUGACCGCCAGCUGUACCAAUUUGUUGUUAUUGCUAUGUUUUCGUGUGCCUUAAAAGUUACUCGAAAACACUUCCUUCCUCAUGCUUAGACACUUAUUUAUAUUAAAUAAUGUUUAUUUCUCCAGGACCAAUGUCUAUCGUUUGAGAAGCGAGAGUGGUAGAUUGCACAAACGUUCUCCCCUAUGGCCCUCCGGAGGAAGGGCAUUUUAUUUCAGUGAAUAUGAUAAUUACCUAUCACUGGUUUCCAUUACACUUUUUUCUCUAGUUUACUCUAAAAAAUUAUAAAUGACUUGCCUUUUGUACUAUCAUUAUUGACUUGUUUAAUCACUUCUUUUUGGCUACUCAAAAACUUUAGCAAUUUAUAGAAUUCCUUAUGAAUAAAACUUAUUUCACAACCAUA
This is a messenger RNA of Schistocerca piceifrons (Central American locust), 1250 nucleotides long. RefSeq names its product protein takeout-like. Lineage: Eukaryota; Metazoa; Arthropoda; Insecta; Orthoptera; Acrididae. The transcript is spliced from 6 exons. The record is from RefSeq and is a predicted model, not a curated record. Bases 82 to 843 code for a protein of 253 amino acids.